GAACAUCGCAAAUCUCACCAAAGGUGAACUCCUUCCAUUUGAACAAUGGAUCGACAAGACAAUUUUCUUUUGUCAUGUUUUCUCAUAUCUUCAAUUCAUUCUAGUAGACUACACGAACAAAAUCAACAAUGCCUUCCAAAACUCUCGACAAAUCCGACACCGAGGACACAAACCAUCACCAAACACAACGAACGAAGCAAAGUCCUCCUCCACCUCUGCGACAUAGAAGAAGCGUUUUCUUGAAACCAUUUCGGUCGCGCAGUUCCUCAGAACAACCCAGACAGCAAGCAUCCACGCCUACUCCGGCCAUACCAGCGACGGUGCGCGAAGCACGAGAAGGUCCAGCCCUCAAGUCCUCCACAUCCGCGAUAUUCAUAGCGAAGAUGAAAUCAGAGCUGUUUCUCUCUCAAUUCAAACGUGCACAAGAAGCCUACCUCUCUAACGAUCUCGCCCUGUGCCGCCACCGUUGCACCGAACUCCUCGAAAGACCGGCUCUACACCUCGACACACGCAUAGAAACGCUACAACUCCUUGCAACCAUUGUGUCUCUCCCUGUUGCUCGGGAACAUCUUUCCGAUGCUCUUUGUUUGCUUGAUUUGGCUGUCGAGAGGGGAGGGAUUGCACCGGGUCAGGUACAGGCGUUGCUAGGGAUGAAGAUUACCACGCUUGAUCUUUUGGGGAGGUUGGAGAAGGAGUUUGUAAAGAUUGGGAGGGAGGAAGAGGCUGAGGCGGAGGGUUGGAAGAUGAGGGGGUCGUUGAGGGGCGCAAUAACUAAGAGGAGAAAUGGUGCUAGGGAAAUAAUGAUUCACCAGCCGCUGGUUGAGUUUGUAGACCAAUCUAUGCCGCUGCAUCCCGCUUAGAAAGUGUGAGGUAUCACUGUGUUAUAUGGCGUUUGGGGGAAAGCAAGUGGAGGGAAUGGCGCAGGAGUUGGAUUAGUGCUUCGUUGAAUGUACUGAGAUCC
Messenger RNA from Cadophora gregata, 961 nucleotides. RefSeq lists its product as uncharacterized. The record is from RefSeq and is a predicted model, not a curated record. Bases 129 to 860 code for a protein of 243 amino acids. The transcript is spliced from 3 exons. NCBI's taxonomy places the organism in Eukaryota, Fungi, Ascomycota, Leotiomycetes, Helotiales, Ploettnerulaceae.